Molecule: messenger RNA, 696 nt
Organism: Bipolaris zeicola 26-R-13
Lineage: Eukaryota; Fungi; Ascomycota; Dothideomycetes; Pleosporales; Pleosporaceae
Exons: 4
Coding region: 1-696 (231 amino acids)
Source: RefSeq, a predicted model, not a curated record
AUGGCGCGAACCAGGUCGAAGAUGCGCCAGGGCCGGGCACUAGCAGUUGAUUCCCUAUUCUGGAAUCGUGAAGCCUCGCGCGAGAGACGGGUAACGUACAUGGUAGUCAAUGGGACCAAGUGGGCCAAUACAAUGGCUCCGUUGCCGGAGCAGCUGCCCGACCGCGAUGGCUCGCAUACGCAGUGCUGGCACACCCAACUCCAUAUCGAGUCUCAUGUCGCGGCCAAGCCGAUCCAGACGACCGAAACCCCAAAUGCCGUCCCGCGGCAGACGCAAAUGGGGCUGCCCCUCGCGGUCGAGUCUCGCCUUUCUGCGGCUGCGAGUUGUCGCCGCCAAAAGCCGAACGAAACUCGCGCCAAAGUAGGACGACGGUCGGUGUUUACCUCGUUGCCUCCGAGUUUCGGUGCUCAGGGCCCGGAGAUGCUUCUUAUCUUUCGGCCGAAACGCGGCGCCGACACCACUCUGCCUGCCCCUCCAUUUAGACUGAUCCCGCGGUUUGCUAGUCCUCAGCUUACAGGACCAUUAGAAAGUUCACAUGUCCCGGUCUUGCGCUGCAAUGGAAACUCUUGCCUCUCCCACACCUCAUCCUUCGGUCGUAUCUUCGUUUCACUAUGUCCUGCCAGCCAUUCACGACCUGCACCAAUCUCCAUGAAGAACUCAUCGCUAAACGUCCUUAGCACCCUCCAUGGCUGCUGA